Messenger RNA from Haliotis rufescens (red abalone), 6048 nucleotides. Its product is annotated as kinesin-like protein KIF11-A. Bases 62 to 3307 code for a protein of 1081 amino acids. The record is from RefSeq and is a predicted model, not a curated record. Gene Ontology annotation, biological process: microtubule-based movement; mitotic spindle assembly. The transcript has 24 exons. Gene Ontology annotation, cellular component: spindle microtubule; nucleus. Lineage: Eukaryota; Metazoa; Mollusca; Gastropoda; Lepetellida; Haliotidae. Gene Ontology annotation, molecular function: ATP binding; plus-end-directed microtubule motor activity; microtubule binding.
UCGAAAAAGUCACAAAAUUCGAACAAGCAGGUAGCUCCAAAGAAAACAAACCACCGGCAAAAUGCCUCUUUACAAGAAACCCGAAAAGGAAAAGAAUCAAAAUAUUCAAGUUGCUGUUCGAUGUCGACCAAUCAAUGGGAUAGAGAAGAAGCAGGGGUCGUAUGCAGUAGUGGAUACAAAUGGAGAUAAGAAAGAAGUGACAGUCAAAGAAAGACUAGGAGUGAGCACCCACACAAAGACCUUCACCUUCGACCAUGUGUUCCCCCCACACUGCAAGCAGCUGGAUGUCUACCAUAGCAUUGUCACGCCCAUCAUUGACGAGGUCCUCCUGGGAUACAACUGUACAGUCUUUGCAUAUGGCCAGACAGGCACAGGUAAGACCUUUACGAUGGAAGGUGACCGCAGCGAGGACCCGACCAUCUCCUGGGAGGACGACCCUCUGGCUGGAGUCAUCCCCAGAACCAUGUAUCAUAUAUUUGAGAAGCUGCAGAAUCAGGAAGUUGAAUUCUCAGUGCGAGUGUCCUUCCUAGAGCUGUACAAUGAGGAGCUGUUUGACCUGUUGGGAUCCUCUGAGGAUCCACUGCGGCUCCGCAUCUACGAGGACAGCACAAAAAAGGGUUCUGUGAUUAUCUCUGGCCUAGAGGAUGUGGUUGUCCGCAGCAAGGAUGAGGUAUAUGCCAUCUUGGAGCGUGGAGCCCGCCGGCGCCAGACUGCCGCAACACUGAUGAAUGCUACAUCCAGUCGCUCCCACUCGGUUUUCUCUGUGACGAUCCACAUCAAGGAGAACACAGUAGACGGGGAAGAACUUCUCAAGACCGGGAAGCUGUACCUGGUUGACUUAGCAGGAAGUGAGAACAUUGGCCGAUCGGGAGCAGUUGACAAGCGUGCUCGUGAAGCGGGUAACAUCAACCAGAGUCUGCUGACGCUAGGACGUGUCAUCACCGCACUGGUGGAACAUGCACCUCAUGUACCCUACAGAGAGAGUAAGCUGACCCGUCUCCUACAAGACUCUCUAGGAGGUCGCACCAAGACGUCCAUCAUUGCCACCAUCUCCCCCGCCUCCUGUAACCUGGAGGAAACAUUGAGUACCCUGGACUAUGCUCAUCGUGCCAAGAACAUCACCAACAGACCGGAGGUCAACCAGAAACUGACCAAGAAGGCUCUCCUCAAGGAGUAUAACGAGGAGAUCGAGCGUCUGCGUCGGGAUCUCCAGGCAGUCCGAGAGAAGAACGGAAUCUACCUGGCCGAAGAAAACUAUGUUGCUAUGCAGAACAAAAUCAGUCAGCAGGAAGACGCUAUCCAGGAGUUUGAAGAGAAAAUCACAGCUCUCACAGAGGAGAUGACGACGUUGUCGGAGCUGUUCACGGACACGAAGAAGGAGUUGGAGGAGACAUCGGAGCAGCUGACUGUGACAACCAAGAACCUGGAGGAGACGACAACAACACUGCAGGAGACGCAGGUGACCCUGAAACACACGACGCAGGACCGUGACGAGCAGCAGUUCCUGGUGGGAGAGCACGUGAAGACAGAAGACAAUCUGUACACUGAGGCCACACAGCUGCUGACCACGGCCGAGUCGUCGACGUCCGACGUGAGCGGUCUACAUGCCAAGCUGGACAGGAAGCGGGCAGUGGAAGCCCACAACGAGGAGAGUCAGCUGACCUUCCAGGAUCGGUUCUGUAACGACAUCAGCAACAUGCGCAACUCUGUAAACACCUUCCUCUCCCAGCAGGACUCCUUCAAGGCCAGGGCACUCAGCAACAUAGAAACGAUGUUGAGCCGAGGCAAAUCCCAGGCAGACAGUUUGACGUCCCAAAUGACCGGUCUGGUGUCCCUACUGGGUACACAUGUGAAGACAGUCGACGCCCAUACUCAGCAGGGUCACGAGGACAGCCUCAGUACCCUCUCCCACAUCCAGGAGGCAGUACAGUCCUCCAAGACAGCAGAGGUGUCAGCUCUGGGUUCUCUGGCGCAGACUGUGGUUGUGUCCUCACUCACCGAGCUGCAGAACGACAUGAAACAACUCAGCUCAUCUCUCAGCUCACUGGCCGAGUUUGUGCAGCAACAGCGAGAGAGUCAGGCUGAGCUGAUCAAGGCUCACACACAGAAGCUCCACACAGACCUGAGUGCCAUCACAGACACUGUGAGGAGUUAUGAGAAGAGCCAGCAAGAGAAGAUUGUGGCACUCCAAACACAAUCUCACCAUAAUGUGGCCUCUCACGACACUCUACAGCAUGACAUAGAGAAGAAACUGAAGGAGCUGACUGACCUCAUACACAACAAGCACACACACGUUGCCCAGUACAACACACAGGUGACAGAGGCGUUGGGAUGCAGACAGGAAGAUGUGACUGAGUUGUCCACCAGUGUACAGAGUGCUGUAGAUGGGGCCACCACAGCCUCCUCCGCCAGUGCAGACAAUCUACAGAGUCAGCUGCUCAGCUGUGAGAAGUCAACAUGGGAACAGAUUGACAAGAUGUGUUCUAACCUAGAAGAAAAUGAAAAGAAAGCCGAGAAACUACAGACAGAUAUUACAGACAACCUGAAGCAGAGAUGUCAGGCCUGGGAAAACCACAGCGGUGAGACAACUGCAACGCUAGACAAGCACAGAACAACACAGCAGGAGAACCUGAAACAACAUCUCAACAACACACAGUCCCUGGCUGCAGCAGUGACGGAGGUGACAAGUCGGGUGUCUACAUGUGUCGGGGAGAAUCUAGAGAGAGAAGUGUCCGAGCUAGGUCAGCAGAGGACGUGUGUGGACGAGCAACACACAGGGACGACGACGUUCAGUCAGACCCACACGGAUGAGCUGCAGGCCAGGCUGGGUGAUGUGAACAAGUUCCUCGCGGAGGAGAUCCACAAAGACAUUCCUACAGGUCAAACCCCCCAGAGGCGAGACUUCAGCUACCCCCGGGCCCUUAGUAAGACUGACCCCCAUGAUGCCUUGCUCAAAGAGUUCCGAGACAAUCAACAACCUGACCCCCUCGCGGUCAGUCUGUCCGAUGCCCUUGCAGCAGCCGAGGAUGACAAGAUGAUCAGCUCACCAGAACCUGAGGAUGUGAAGGACAUAUCUGACAGCCUGAGUGAUGCCGGCAGCGACCUCUCCACCAACUCCAACACAUCCGGCAUCUCCACGCUCAGUGACAAGAGUCGGGUUUCGAACAAAGAAAACAAGCAGCGAAUGAAGCCACCGAGCUCGUCCAGAGUGAAGAAGAACAUCACAACACGGACCCCCAACAAAACCCUCACCCCCCAGAACAAGACCAAGCUACCCCUGAGGCAGGGCAACACUCCCACCUCAUAAACACAAACAUCUUCUGUCGUCUCAUUGUUUAAGAACGUUUAUGCAUCUUCUAGCUAUCUUUACAUGCGAUUCAAGUCUUAUCAAGUCUUAUCAGCAAGUGAUGUGCACAUGGUGGAGUUAUGACCCUGAACUACAGCAUACACCCCACCAGGGACAACAUUGGUCAGACCGUGAAGGUUUCUGUUUUCAAGCCUCAUUUGACAUGACUGCACAAAAUGUUGAAACACGAUGACAUCCACAGUCACAAAACUCUUGGCCUAAGAUUGCAUCCACAUCAAAAGAACUUUGAAUCUUUCCUGAUGUCUUUUCUGAGGUAUUCUGUUAAGAUUGUGAUGCCAGGGCCCAACUGCACAAAGCGAUCUUAGCGCUACGAUUAUCACAAUUCCUAUACUUUAACAUAGAAUUACGACAGUCCUAGAGUUACGAUUGCUUUGUGAAACAGGGCCCCGGGUUCCAUUCUUAAAAGUGGUCUUAGCGCUACGAUUAUCACAAUUCCUAUACUUUAACAUAGAAUAACGACAAUUAUAGAGUUACGAUUGCUUUGUGAAACAGGGCCCCGUUCCAUUCUUAAAAGUGGUCUUAGCGCUACGAUUAUCACAAUUCCUAUACUUUAACAUAGAAUUACGACAAUCAUAGAGUUACGAUUGCUUUGUGAAACAGGGCCCCGGGUUCCAUUCCUAAAAGUGGUCUUAGCGCUACUACUAUCACAAUUCCUAUACUUUAACAUAGAAUUACGACAAUCAUAGAGUUACGAUUGCUUUGUGAAACAGGGCCCCGGGUUCCAUUCCUAAAAGUGGUCUUAGAGCUACGACUAUCACAAUUCCUAUACUUUAACAUAGAAUUACGACAAUCAUAGAGUUACGAUUGCUUUGUGAAACAGGGCCCUGGGUUCCAUUCCUAAAAGCGGUCUUAGCGCAGCAUCAAUCAAAACUCUCAUACCUUAACAUAGUCUUACGAUAGUCAUACCGCUAAGAUCGCUAUGUGGAAUGGACACAGGACUACUUUGUCAUCAAUACAUCCCUGCUGGUACACACUAUUUUCCUCCUCCACAUGGAGCAAGGAAGUGUAUACAAGCCUGUGAAGUAUUAGCUAUGCUUUGUCCAAUACCUAUCGUGUCCCCCGCCGUGAUAUUGCUGGAAUAUUGCUAAAAGCGGCGUAAAACCAUACUCACUCACUCACUCACUCCAAUACCUAUCUGUUCAACUCCUGUCUUCCUAUCCCUUCCUACUUCAGCUCUAUUACUCUGUAUCAUAUUGUAUAAAGCAUAUCGUGCAUGCAUUGCCAUUAUUUAUAUGUCUCCUAUAAGGUCCUGUAAAUAUCACCAUUGCUCAUCGUAGUCGGCUGGAAGCAGGGUUAGUUAAGACCUGGGUGCCGUUGUACAAAACAGCCUUAGCCCUACGACUGUCGUAAGUGGUUAAGGUAUGGGAGUUACGAUCACCUUAGUGCUAAGAUCGCCUUGUACAAUGGCACCCUGUUCCAGUUCUUUAUUAAUCUGUUGAUGCAUGUAAUAGAUAAUUAUGAAAAUGUAUUAAAAUAAAGGAGACAGCUUGAACUGGUUGUCUUGAAUAUGGCCAUACUUAAGUUUCAUGCCGACCUUGUGUCAACUUGGUGUGCAGAUGUAGGUCAAAUUCCGUCGAUGGAUUUACUGGUCAUCAAAUAUUAUCCAUUUUGUUUACUAUAUUUUAGAUGUAAGCUCAGUUUACUCUUUUAAUUCAAUUUAUUUGUAUUAAGACAUUUUUAUUAUAAGCUUGUUUUUUUAUGCUAUCAUGUAGAAUUUUAAGUAAAUGUGAUUUGUGUCUCUAUUCUUAACUUUUGGCUAAUUGCAUGAUCAAUGUAAAGUCAAAGUGAUUAAUUUGUAUGGGAGUGUUGAAUGGGAAAUGUACAUAAACAACAUGAAAUGGUUAAGUCAGAGACCAGUUAGGCUGAAAAAAAUUAAAGAAUUGGUUCUCAGGCAAUGGCUUUUAAAAAUAUUGUGCGAGCGGGCAGUGUUUUUUUGUUGUUCAAACUAGAAUGUUACCAAAUUUUGUUUACAAUAAUUUUGGCGAAUUUUGUUGUUCCUAAGCAUUGAAGUAUUUCACUGCUGGGGUUGUGUGUUCUUCGAGACGCAGAAUAUUUAAAGAUUUAUUAUUAUUCUUAAAAUGGAAAUAAAAACAAAAAGUGAUGAUGCAGGCGAUGCCUGGGAACCAAGACUAUUUAUUUUUAACCUAAGGUACUUAAUUUAAACGUAAGGCUGAAACUAAAGGAUAAAAGCAGCAGCGUUUGAUCCUAUCUAUACUGUCUGGGUUUGAGCCUAACAGACAAGAGUUGUGUCCCUUGAUUGACACACCAUGAUAGAGACUUGUUCUGACAUGCUUACAUAUUUAGUGGAGCAGGUGAUCUAAAUAUAGACGGACUGCUGCAUCAGAGUAGCAGAUUACCAAACAAUGUGUCCAUGUUUGUAUAAAACCAAAUGUGUGUAUUAAAAUGACCUUGCCAAAGAACAUGAUUCAUCAAAAGGUGAUGACCUUGAUAAUGAUGGCACAACAUUAAUAUUGAAAUUAUCUCUAGGACACAUCAAGCCAGGCUCGGUCGGUCUCGUUGUGAUACGCUGCAUAAAUGCUGGAAGCAUUUACGGUACUCAUAUUGUUAAUUUAUCACACUAAGGAAUAGUAUAAAGCUGACCUGAGAUCAUUUUCAGUAAUGUCAUGUCAAAAUGAACUAAUUUGUUAUGAUGAAUCUUAUUAAACAACAUAUAUAUUCUA